UGAUAUUGGGAGGACAUCAAACAGGGCAAACUGUUUUAUACUGAACAUAAUAUAUUUAUGCUGUUUCUUUGUUGUAGAGAAGUCGAAAAUAUUACCGUUGGUUAAGUUUUAAUGAGGCUAUAUUGAAACUGAAUUGUAGUGUGUUGUGAAAGUUUCAUUAUACUGGUGGGUUUAUGAAGCUCUUGAUUUGGGAUUAGAAACUGGUCUGGAUCUUACUUUAACAGUGUUUGAUGAGGAUGCACUCCCAAGGAGUGUUGGCCAGAUCUCCUCCAACUCCUCCUUCAGCAUUUGUACAUAUCAGUGAUAAAGACAUGACAGAAAUUGAGCUGCACACUGUGGACUCCAUCAGUGACCUGCACCGCACACACUCUGAACAACACUGCAAAGGUGUCCGACCUCCACGUCCACAACCUCCAUCCAUCAAUGGGAACCUUCAGAUGAUUGACAGGCCAGUUGUUUGUCAAACAGGGUAUCGAAUGAGAGGAUCUCAUUUGAGUCAACUCAAUGAUAUGUGGACUUCCUCUAAGUGUGGUUACACAUUGACAUGUGUGGCUGUAAUGCUGAUCCUCCUCACAGUCAUUCUGAUCUUUAGCUUCUUAGUCCAGCAGAGCAGAACUCUACACAGACUAGCUGAGGCACUGACGCACAGGAAAGAAACAACAGAAGAAAUAUCCAUCAUCUUUCAAGAACUCCAGGCUCUGCGCAAAAACCUGACAGCACUGAAGAUCAGACACUGACCACCUACAAACAUCAUGCACAGAUAUCUUAAAGAUCCAUCCAAGAGUAUGUCACAAUCAACAUUCUAUCAAUAUGGGGUCUCAAAUGUGUUGUGUAAAAUUGCAGACUCACUCCACAGGGUGAUUGACUAUAAGGCAAACAUUACGACAGAGUGUUAAGAGUGUAUGUUUGUGUGUGGUACAGAUCACAAGUCAGAAUUUAGUACCAGUUGGAGCAGGUAGCUGGCAAAGUGAGAUUCAGUAAAGCAGACUACAGCUAGAUUUUGAAUUUAAACUUGUUAGUUUUUUUUAAACAGCAUUUUAUCUUUAUGUAUUUAAGAACACUGGAUUUUUUCAACUUAUCUGCUUUAGUAUAUCUAUGCUGAGUGACAGCUGAGUUCGGAGCAUAUGUUAAUCAACCAAGUUCAGUGUGUGUUCAGGAAAUUACAACAAAUCAUUACUCCAUAGUUAAAGUUACUGUUCCACAGUAAAAGGAACUGUGUAGAUACAUGUUACAAAUUGCACAACAGUGGUUCUUUAUGUCCCUCUAAACACUGACCCAUGGUGUAUACCUUAAAAUCCCAAUUUACAACUGUUCUGAUUAGCAUUGAAUGUCACUAUAAAAGAAUAUAUACAGCAUAAAAUGCUGAACAAAUGAGUUUUACAGACAUCUGACAUACAUAGAGGACCAGAUAAUCAACCAAAAGCACUCUGUAACUAACCAUACUAUACUGAUGUAUGUAGGACUCUAGCAAAAGCAGUGUGUUAUCAUGUGACCAACCAAACUGACAGAGAUCUCCUGAAAAGAAAAAUAAGCACAGGUAAAAGUGGACUCCUGAGCAACACGCUAUCUUAGAGAGCUUUGAUAAAAAUGUCCCAUUAAAAACUACUGCUUAUUAAAGAGCUGUACAUAUUCUUAAACAGUGACAUAAG
Messenger RNA from Tachysurus vachellii, 1649 nucleotides. RefSeq lists its product as uncharacterized. The transcript is spliced from 4 exons. NCBI's taxonomy places the organism in Eukaryota, Metazoa, Chordata, Actinopteri, Siluriformes, Bagridae. The coding region runs from base 231 to 737 and encodes 168 amino acids. The record is from RefSeq and is a predicted model, not a curated record.